AUGACUUCGACCACCGAUAAUAUCCACAAUACGAAAGAAUCGUCUUCGACCUCCACUGCCAUCCAUAUAGAGGUUCCAAUGGUCAUAGUGCGAGAUUAUGCUCUCGAUCCCUAUCCUAGAAUAUCAUAUCUCACAAAAGCAAUUUCGAGAGUUCCUACAGAGAUCAGUCUAUUUGGACCAGAGGAAGAAGCAGACUUUGCAGUAUGUGACUCCCCCAAAAGCUUAAGCGACGUCGAGGGUGGUUUUCCUGUCAAAGAAGAUAGGAAGUUGAAACGACGAAGACCUGCAUCUGUGACAUCGCAGCCCACUUCAAUCUCUCUGAAAGGAAUCAAAUCGAAUUAA
Molecule: messenger RNA, 342 nt
Organism: Kwoniella shivajii
Lineage: Eukaryota; Fungi; Basidiomycota; Tremellomycetes; Tremellales; Cryptococcaceae
Exons: 2
Coding region: 1-342 (113 amino acids)
Source: RefSeq, a predicted model, not a curated record